Molecule: messenger RNA, 3852 nt
Organism: Lethenteron reissneri (Far Eastern brook lamprey)
Lineage: Eukaryota; Metazoa; Chordata; Hyperoartia; Petromyzontiformes; Petromyzontidae
Product: receptor-interacting serine/threonine-protein kinase 2-like
Biological process (GO): protein phosphorylation; signal transduction
Molecular function (GO): JUN kinase kinase kinase activity; protein binding; ATP binding
Source: RefSeq, a predicted model, not a curated record
CCCCUGCCACCUCCAACUCACCGCACUCCCUUCUCAGUCUCUCGCUCUCUCUCUCUUCCUUGUCAAAGAAGCAAGACCCCGCGUCCAGUGUCUACGACAGAUGCUACGACAGAUGCUACGACAACAACUGGAACCCGCCUUGUUCGAGUCAACGCAGUUUAAGUACUUACAGCAAGCACACAGCCUCUGCGAGCUGGGCAGCUAUGGAUGUGAGGAAGGAUGCCUUGCCUCUGCCUGAACCCACGUUGACACCGAGCCUGGCAGUGAGCCCUGAGGACCUCACAGACAUCAGCUUCAUCGGCAGCGGCGGGUUCGGCAUCGUGUUCAAGGCCACGCACAAGCGCUGGUGUGUCCAGGUGGCCCUGAAGUGUGCGAAAUCGAGUGGACACCUCUCACAAAGCCAUGAAGCGGACCUCCUGAAGGAGGCCCAGAAGAUGAAAAUGGCGCAGUUCGACUUCAUCCUGCCUCUGCGGGGCUACGUCCCGGGCAUCAGCAGCGCGCAAUUGAACCUGGCCCCGGUAGACCUGGGUUUGUGCAGCCAAAUCCUCCAAAGUGGCGGCAUCUCUUCGCGUGCGAUCAAGCCCGAGUUUAGCUUCCGCCACGCGCUGGUGAUGCCGUACAUGCCUCGCGGCUCGCUGCACGGGCUGCUGCAGAGGUGCGGCCAAGCGAGCGACACGCCGGGAGAAUCGUCGUCACUGCCCUGGCCUCUGCGAUGCCGCUUCGUCGACCAGAUCGCGCACGGCAUGAACUACCUGCACGGGCUCAAGCCGCAUCCACUGCUGCACCUCGACCUCAAACCACAGAACGUGCUGCUGGACGAUGACUACCACGUGAAGAUCUGUGACUUUGGGUUGUCAAAGUGGCGAGAGGUCACGGGGAACGUCGAAUCGCCGACAUACAUCGAGUCCUUGUGCCUGAAUGAGUCACCUCACGGGCAAGUGAAAACGGGAAGAGACCUCGAGCUGGAGCUGUGGCGUGAGACGAAGAGUAAGUGGAGCGACGGAGAGUCAACCAAGUUGUUCGGGACCCUGCCCUACGUGCCUCCGGAGUACCUACGGGACACUCACCGGAAACCUCACCACACAUUCGACGUUUACAGCUUCGCCAUCGUUGUGUGGGAGAUCUUAACACUCACCACCCCCUACGCAAACGCUGUCAACUCGCUCCACGUGGUCGAGUGCGUGGUGAAGGAAAACCAACGGCCCAGCACCGACGACAUCCCAGAGGAUCGGCCACGGGAGGCAGACAGCCUCAUCCGCCUCAUGACGAAAUGCUGGGAUUGUAACCCCAAAGCUCGUCCCUCGUUUUACGAAUGUAUCAAGGUUACGGAGCCGGUAUUUAACUCCUUCAAAGAUAAUGUUCUCACAGCAAGGCAGGAGCUGCAAGCCAUGCUGUCACAACCUGAUCAAGAGCAACUUGAGUGGGGAGAGUUAAACAUGACCACAAAGAUUUUCCGUCCCGUGCAGGAGACUUCUAAGCCACCGUGCUCGGAGUCCUCCACAAAGCUGACGCGCAGUGCCCCUCUAGACGGCGCAACUCCGGAGGUCGCGAUGGACGACGCACUCAACGUCACCGUGACCAACCAGGAUUUGCCAAAAAUCGCCGAGCUGCUCGGCAAAAAAUGGAAACCUGUUGGCCGAGCCCUUGGCAUCAGGGAGGCACAGCUGGAAAACCUGGAGCACAACUACCACUGCUAUGGGAUGGACGAGGUGACCUACCAGAUGCUAAGGAGCUGGCGUGAAAAGGAAGGCCGUAGUGCCACUCGGGCAACCCUCAUGAAGGUGCUCAAGAGUUCCAAAGUGAUGACCGAUGACAUCUUCUGGCAGACGUAACACCCUUAAAGUCUUGUUUAUCGUGGUCCGAUCUUUAAUCGCUGCUGGAUGAAAGAUUUCGCCGUACAAAAACAACCCAAUUGUCUAACUCUUGGAAAACUAAACUUUUUUAAUUUUACCAGGUAAGGCCCACUGAGCUAUAUAGUUAUUUUUCGAAAGCAAACUGCCCACAAACGAUAGCCCAACUUAGUAGCCUACCACGUGGAAAUGUAUAGCAGGCAAAUACUCUAAACGCACGUUUCUAAAUGUGGAGGGAAAAACCGGAGGACGCGGAGAAAAAUCCACGGGGAGAACAUGCAAAUUCAAAAUUUACAGCAGGUGUCAGGGUUGGGAUUGAACCCACAACCUCCUGCAUACUCGGCAAGGGAGUUAACAACCUGCAGCAUCAGCGUUGCGUUCCAAGUGGGCAGUUUAUCUCCACAGAAUUUAUUCUCACUGCUAGCAUGCCUUCAGUUGGAUUGCUUGAGUAACUCGUACGUCUUCGCAGCCGUAGCGUUACGAUAACCGUUUUCUAAAUAGCAUUCGAGGACUGUGGUCUGAUGACCCUCGUUCUGCUGCUGCUCUGCUGCCUUUCGCAUUGUAUGGCUCUGAAGAUUCAUGCCGAGUGGGCAGACUUUUGUUGUUCGCAAAAUCCACGUACUCUUUGGUUCUUUCGGUAAAGUCACGUAGGUAUGAAAUAAAAUAAAUCACGACGUUUCGAUUGCAACACAAGCAAUCAUCGUCAGGUCGGAAAUCCACAGCAAGAAUUUUUUUCUGCUGAAGUGGGAGAGAGAGCUGCCGUGGUAAGAGUAAAAAAAAUGUUCUUGCUGUGGUUUUCCCACCUGAUGAUGAUUGCUUGUGUUGCAAUCGAAACGUCGUGAUAUAUUUAAUGUUUCUACCUACGUGACUUUACCGAAAGAACCAAAGAGUAUGGAUUCCUGCAGUCACGAAAGCUUCAAAUCAAGAUUAAAAUCCACGUACUUCUGCAGCAUUUGUAUUCACUUCUCAAUUCCAUUUUGCCGCAUUGUAUUGCUGGGAGCUCACUGGACAUUGCUGCACAGCCAAGCAGCUCAACCUCCAACUGUUGUAGGCCAUCCUGGCUUGUAUUAUAUUAAAAUAUAUAGGGCCAGGAUUCAUUGUAAUUACGAUGCCAAAAAGGUGUAAAAAAAAAAAAAGAUUGCAACGCUUGGUGCAGAAAACUGCGCCCUUCAAGUUCAGCCUGAGAGUCGUCAUCGCCGGAAUAUGUUGACGACGGCGAACUCCUGAUCAGCUGCUGCAAGGAACCACAGCCAUGCGACACGUGUCCCAUGGAGCCGACGGACCACACUGGGCCCUUCACGAGAGCCACUUGCCCAGUGACCCACCACGCCCAGCACUCCACUCGCAACGAUACCAGCACGAGACCUCAAAAGCCUCGAUAUGGAACCUGCACUGUGAAACGCCUUCAACGUGUGGACUUUCGUCCGUUGCGUGCGUGACAUGUUUCUCUGCGAUAAGUGUGUGCUUCUCAUCGCUUUAGAAGUAUGAAAUUCGCAGCCCCCUGACAUGCAUAUCCUGACUAGUUUGGGCAGCUGGAUACAACGCCUUGCUGCUUUGCUCAGGGCACAUACUAAUAAAAGUUAUAAUUUACACUUGCAAGGCGCACUUCAGCCAUAGAUCCCAAUGCGUAUCAUGCGUGGAAAGCAGAAAAUAAACAGGAACAGGGUAAAUGGUCAGAACUCGGGGAUCAUUUUAUAGAUGAAGAAUUUUUUUUCGCGUAUUUGAUGGCAUGUCUACAUCUAUUGCUUAGAAUUUGGUAGAAAUGAGAAGACAGUGAAUCGAGUUCUCGUCGAUGAGAAUGCAUUCGCUUUUCGUCAGAAACAAACCUUCUUAGAAUAGAGGACUUUUUUUAAAUAUCUGUGAUGAUGCAUAUCUGGGUUUUGAAUGUAAUGGAUCGGUUGUAAGUUUUGUUGAGAAUACAUUUGAAAGUUUUUAAAUGUGGUAUGUAAUGCAUGUACUAUAAGAACACAAAAUAAACCGACGGUAUGUUUUGUUGCCAGUC